AGCAACACACUUGCGCUUGCAGCAUUUUGUUUAUUUUCCAUUCCGCUUCGCAAUUCACCUUUCAGUUUAACCACACCCUCAACAUGCCAAAGUCAAAGCGCGCAAAAGUCGUGCACCUCGCGAAAACUGAGAAGAAAACGCGGCUACACAAAACUGCCCUAGUAGAAUCCAUACAUACAGCUCUCACAACACACUCUCACAUCUACGUCUUUUCGGUUGCAAAUAUGCGGAACACCUUCCUGAAAGAUGUCCGUGCCGAACGGUCCAAUGACCGCUUCUUCUUUGGCAGAAAUAAAGUCAUGGCCAAGGCGCUCGGGACCACGGCUGAGGAAGAGGAACGAGAAGGAUUGCAUCUUAUUUCCGAGAGAUUAGUGGGAGACGUUGGGCUAUUGUUUUCUAAUGAAGGACCGGAGGACGUGAAGAAGUUCUUUGAUGAUUAUGUUAAGGCAGAUUAUGCUCGGUCGGGGUGUGUCGCGACGGAAACAGUGCAACUACCAGAAGGGAAGGUGAUGCGAGGAGAAGAGGGGUUUCCGCACAAUAUGGAGCCCCAAUUGAGGGCUUUGGGAAUGCCCACAUCGCUCGUUAAUGGGGUUGUGACACUGAGAAGUGAAUAUACAAUCUGUAAGGCAGGUGACGUGUUGACUCCAGAUCAGGCACAAUUGUUGAAACACUUUUACAUUCAGCAAGCAGAUUUCCAAGUCAAAAUUACAUGUCAUUGGUAUGAUGGAAAGUUUGAGGAAUUGGAGGACACAAUGGAGCAAUAGAAACAAAGUAAUAAAUAUUCCAUAUCGUAUUAGCUUUGCCAAGAGAACGGAGGAUUAGCAAAUAUCCCUGGCGUUCUCUUUCUGUACAAUAGUUGUUGUUUUAAGAUGUGUGAUUGUUUGCUAAAUAUGGCGAUAGCAUCCACUGUCCCGCGCUCAUAGA
Spizellomyces punctatus DAOM BR117 is the source of this 924-nucleotide messenger RNA. RefSeq lists its product as uncharacterized. Gene Ontology annotation, biological process: ribosomal large subunit biogenesis; nuclear-transcribed mRNA catabolic process; ribosomal large subunit assembly. NCBI's taxonomy places the organism in Eukaryota, Fungi, Chytridiomycota, Chytridiomycetes, Spizellomycetales, Spizellomycetaceae. Gene Ontology annotation, cellular component: preribosome, large subunit precursor; nucleolus. The coding region runs from base 84 to 764 and encodes 226 amino acids. The record is from RefSeq and is a predicted model, not a curated record. Gene Ontology annotation, molecular function: RNA binding. The transcript is spliced from 3 exons.